This is a messenger RNA of Naumovozyma castellii, 4056 nucleotides long. RefSeq names its product aminophospholipid-translocating P4-type ATPase DRS2 (gene DRS2). Bases 1 to 4056 code for a protein of 1351 amino acids. The record is from RefSeq and is a predicted model, not a curated record. Lineage: Eukaryota; Fungi; Ascomycota; Saccharomycetes; Saccharomycetales; Saccharomycetaceae. The transcript has a single exon.
AUGUCUAAAGACGCAAAGGUUGCAGAUGAUACACUCUUUGAUAUCGAUAUUCUAAAUGAUUCCGCAGAGCCUUCAAACUCAACUCAGCCACACAUAAUUGCAAAUAACAGAGAUGCGGAAGCAAGAGUUAUUCCUCCUCAUACAUUUCCAGAGGAAACAAUUGAUUUGGAUAAUGACGAUAAUAUUGAAAAUGAUAUCUAUGACAAUCCAUUCCAAGACGAAGAAUCAACUACAUGGGAUACAAAUAGAUUUGAGACCAAUAAUUAUCAACCUCAGUUAUAUCCAACUGGGCAGAGAAAUGGCUUUUUCGCAAAUUCUUUUAAUAAAGUGAAAAAUAUCUUUGUCUUUAACACGAAACCUUCUGAUUCAGGAUCCUAUGAGAUGAAUCGUUACAAUGCAGUGACAAACAAUGAACUUGAUGGCCGGUAUGCAGAUUCCAGAAACAGAUUUAAUAUCAAGAUACUGUUUAAUCGAUACAUAUUACGGAAAAAUGUUGGCGCAUCAGAUGAUGGAACUCCUCGAGAAAUUUAUUUGAAUGAUAGAACUGCCAAUCAUGCCUUUAACUAUGGUGAUAAUCAUAUUUCCACUACAAAAUACAAUAUUGCAACGUUUUUGCCAAAAUUUCUGUUCCAGGAAUUCUCAAAAUAUGCUAAUUUAUUCUUUCUGUGUACUGCAGCAAUCCAACAAGUGCCUCACGUCUCACCAACGAACAGAUAUACCACAGUUGGUACUUUAAUGGUUGUGUUGAUAGUAUCGGCCUUUAAGGAAAGCAUAGAAGAUAUCAAGAGAGCUAAUUCCGACAAAGAACUUAAUAAUUCCAAAACCGAGAUAUAUUCAGAAGAGAAUGGCGAUUUCAUAGAAAGAAGAUGGAUCGAUAUCAGAGCCGGUGAUGUCAUAAGGGUGAAAUCUGAAGAAGCAAUUCCUGCAGAUUUAAUUGUUAUUUCUUCGUCGGAACCAGAAGGUCUUUGUUAUAUCGAAACUGCUAAUCUUGAUGGUGAAACAAAUCUGAAAAUAAAACAAGCUAGACCGGAAACAGCAGAAAUGAUGGAUUCUAGAAAGCUCAAUAACUUUAAGGGAAAAGUGAUAUCUGAACAGCCUAACUCAAGUCUUUAUACUUAUGAAGGUACCUUGGAAUUCAAUAAUCGUAAGAUUCCUUUGUCACCAGAGCAAAUGAUUCUUAGAGGUGCGACCUUAAGGAAUACCAGUUGGAUGUUUGGUUUAGUUAUCUUUACAGGACAUGAAACCAAAUUAAUGCGCAAUGCUACAGCUACCCCAAUUAAGAGAACGGCUGUUGAAAGGGUUAUAAAUCUACAAAUUGUGGCCUUAUUUGGGGUAUUAAUUGUUUUAGUGUUGAUUUCUUCCUUAGGGAAUGCCAUCAUAAGUUCCACACAGGAAAAACACUUAUCAUAUUUAUAUGUGAAGGGUGUAAACAAAGUUGGUUUAUUUUUCAAAGAUUUCCUCACAUUUUGGAUUUUAUUUUCUAAUUUAGUACCUAUUUCCUUAUUCGUUACUGUUGAAUUAAUCAAGUAUUACCAGGCCUUUAUGAUUGGAUCUGAUUUAGAUUUAUACCAUGAAGAAAGCGAUACACCCACUGUUGUUCGUACAUCAUCAUUGGUAGAAGAGCUUGGACAAAUUGAAUACAUCUUUAGUGAUAAGACUGGUACUUUAACCAAAAAUGUUAUGGAAUUCAAAUCUUGUUCCAUUGCUGGUAGAUGUUACAUUGAAACAAUUCCAGAAGAUAAGAAAGCGUCAAUGGAGGAUGGCAUUGAAGUUGGAUUCAGAAGUUUUGAUGAAUUGAAAACUAAAGUAAACGAUCUCUCUGAUGAUGAAUCCCAAGUGAUAGAUUCUUUCCUGACUUUGCUAUCAAUUUGCCAUACUGUCAUACCCGAAUUUCAAAGUGAUGGUUCUAUCAAAUAUCAAGCGGCUUCCCCCGAUGAAGGUGCCUUAGUCGAAGGUGGUGCCAGCUUAGGUUAUAAAUUUAUUAUACGUAAGCCCAGUUCUGUUACUAUUCUUUUGGAAGAACAUAACGAACAGAAAGAGUACCAACUCUUGAAUGUUUGCGAAUUUAACUCGACCAGGAAAAGAAUGAGUGCUAUCUUCAGAUUACCAAACGGUGAAAUCAAGUUAUUCUGUAAAGGUGCCGAUACCGUUAUUUUAGAGAGGUUGGAGAGUGACAAUAACCCUUAUGUUGAAGCUACUAUGAGACAUUUAGAAGACUACGCGUCUGAUGGGUUAAGAACACUUUGUCUCGCUACAAGAACAAUUCCUGAGAAAGAGUACCAAGAAUGGUCGACAAUAUAUGAGGAAGCUUCAACAACACUUGAUAACAGGGCCGAAAAAUUGGAUGAAGCUGCAAAUAUGAUCGAAAAGGACCUAUUUUUAAUUGGUGCAACUGCUAUUGAGGAUAAACUUCAAGAUGGGGUUCCAGAGACAAUUCAUACAUUACAAGAAGCUGGUAUAAAGAUUUGGGUAUUGACAGGUGAUAAACAAGAAACAGCUAUUAAUAUUGGUAUGAGCUGCCGUUUACUGACAGAGGACAUGAAUUUGCUUAUUAUUAAUGAAGAGACAAAGGAGGAAACAAGAAAGAAUAUGCGUGACAAAAUCAUGGCUCUUAAAGAACAUAAACUAUCACAACAUGAAAUGAAUACACUUGCGCUUGUGAUUGAUGGGAAAUCAUUAUCGUACGCAUUAGAAUCUGACUUGGAAGACUAUUUGCUAGCUCUUGGAAAAAUAUGUAAAGCUGUUGUGUGUUGUCGUGUGUCUCCACUUCAGAAGGCGUUAGUUGUUAAAAUGGUUAAAAGAAAAACCUCUUCUUUAUUAUUGGCAAUUGGAGAUGGUGCCAAUGAUGUUAGUAUGAUUCAGGCAGCACAUGUAGGUGUUGGGAUCAGUGGUAUGGAAGGUAUGCAAGCUGCUCGUUCUGCUGAUAUUGCAGUGGGCCAAUUUAGAUUUUUGAAGAAAUUAUUACUCGUUCACGGUUCAUGGUCCUAUCAAAGAAUAUCAGUGGCAAUUUUGUAUUCCUUCUACAAGAAUACAGCAUUGUAUAUGACCCAAUUUUGGUUUGUCUUUGCUAAUGCCUUUUCUGGUCAAUCUAUCAUGGAAUCGUGGACUAUGAGUUACUAUAAUGUUUUUUUCACAGUUUUCCCUCCAUUUGUCAUUGGUGUCUUCGAUCAGUUUGUUAGUAGUCGUCUACUUGAACGUUAUCCUCAACUUUAUAAGCUUGGUCAACAGGGUAAGUUUUUCUCUGUAAGGAUUUUUUGGGGUUGGAUCGUUAAUGGAUUCUACCAUUCGGCUGUGGUAUACAUUGGGACAAUGUUGUUUUAUAGAUAUGGUAUGGCGUUGAACAUGCACGGAGAGGUUGCUGAUCAUUGGUCUUGGGGGAUUGCAGUCUAUACAUCAAGUAUCUUGAUUGUUUUAGGUAAGGCUGCUCUUGUUACCAAUCAAUGGACUAAGUUUACUCUUUUUGCAAUCCCAGGCUCCUUUAUAUUUUGGAUGAUAUUUUUCCCAAUUUAUGCAUCUGUAUUCCCCUAUGCCAAUAUCUCAAGAGAAUAUUUCGGAGUCGUAAAACAUACUUAUGGAUCAGGUACGUUCUGGCUAACAUUGAUUGUUUUACCUGUGUUUGCCCUAAUGAGAGAUUUUGUAUGGAAAUACUACAGAAGAAUGUAUGAACCAGAGAGUUAUCAUUUGGUUCAAGAAAUGCAAAAGUUUAAUAUCAGUGAUAAUCGUCCACACGUGCAACAUUUCCAAAAUGAAAUUAGAAAGGUUAGACAAGUUCAAAGAAUGAAGAAGCAAAGAGGGUUUGCCUUUUCUCAAUCAGAAGAAGGCGGACAAGAUAAAAUCAUUAGAAUGUACGAUACCACUCAAAAGAGAGGCGUCUAUGGCGAGUUACAUGAUGCCAAUCCAUUUUCAAAUAAUAAUGCGGAAAACAUAUCUAAUGAAUCCUUUAAUAUGGUUAAUGAUGGUAAUAUACCAACAGAUCCAUUUGGAGAUACAAAUGAACUAUCAAAUGAUCCUGAUUUAAUAGAAAAUCCUUUUGCAAAUGAUGCCGACAUACGAUAA